AUGUUCGGCUUUCAUGCUCUACUCUUCCUGUCUGUCCAGGAUCUUGUCUCAUCCAAUCAUCGCCUCAGCAUGGUGAAUCUUGCCAUAAAGGACUCAGAUUGGCUGCAUUUGAGUGAUUGGGAAUGUAGACAGAAAGGUUGGAGUCGUACACGUUGUGUGGUUGAACAUUUUCAGGAACUAGUGGAUAAUCACCUGAUGAGUUCAGAGAGAGGAGGUGCAAGGAAAAGAGCCCGCAAGGAAUCAACUCCAGAAUGGUUAUCUGCCAUCACGGGUACUGAUCCUAUCACUGUCAAGUUGCUUUGUGGAGCAGACCUCUUGGAAUCUUUUGCAGUGCCUGACCUUUGGGCUGGAGAGGAUAUGGAGUUUCUUGUUGGAGAGCAUGGUUUGGUGGUUAUCACACGUGAAGGUUCCAACCCUGGCAGAUUCAUUUAUGAGUCUGACAUGCUCACCAAACAUCAGGGAAACAUUGAUAUUGUGACAGAGUGGGUCACAAAUGAAAUCAGUUCCACUAAGAUUCGUAGAGCUGCAAGAAGAAAUGAGAGCAUACGAUACUUGGUUCCGGAUGCUGUCCUCAGAUACAUUAGUCAUGAGGCAGAUGAACCCCCAGUCCAGGUGUUUUUGCAAGCUGAACUCCCAAGGCCCAAAGAAGCCCAAAGGAAAAAAGAACUUGAAGAUGUUGGCAGAAGUGAGGGAAGGAGAAGGAAGAAGGUGAGCUUUGCUCCAAAAAAAGAGGAGAAACAGCAUUCAGAUUGGGUCACUGCUCUUAGGCAUGCACCAGUCCUUUUUGCUGAGUUUGAGGUACAGGGAAAGUGCAAAAAAGAAUAA
This is a messenger RNA of Darwinula stevensoni, 825 nucleotides long. The record is from the annotation of a GenBank genome assembly. NCBI's taxonomy places the organism in Eukaryota, Metazoa, Arthropoda, Ostracoda, Podocopida, Darwinulidae.